Oikopleura dioica is the source of this 2409-nucleotide messenger RNA. The record is from the annotation of a GenBank genome assembly. NCBI's taxonomy places the organism in Eukaryota, Metazoa, Chordata, Appendicularia, Copelata, Oikopleuridae.
AUGACUCAAGGAACAAAUCGAGAUCAAUUUGGCGACGGAUAUUUCACGAUCUGGCAACAUGCUGACGGUCGACUAAAACUCAACGGACCGUUGAAUGGAAAUACUGAAUUCGACGAGGUUGAAUACUACGUCGACUGCGAUGAUGAUUCCUGGACAAACAUUGCUAUUUCUCAGAAACCACUUGAAGGAGGACUUUUAGAACUGAGUAUGUACCAAGAUGGAGAACUCCUCGGCUCGAACCGAGUUCAUUCUAGCGACGCUUUUAGCGGACCAAUCAAGGUCUACGCUUCGAAUCCGUUUAUGCCUCCAGCGGACUUCUUCCAGAUAAGAAACUUCAUUCAUCGAUCAGCUCCCUACGAGCCUGCUUCUUGUGAUGCUACUGACCCAUGCGAUGGCAUCCACGAGUGCGAAACAUUCAUCAAUUCCUGUGCAGUCGCGCCCUGGCGAGGAACCCGCCUUGCAGAACCAAACGCUCACGAUCAAUUCAAGAUCUCCGCUGAAGUUUUCUGCACCGAUCGAGUUGCGUCGAACUGGGAAAAUGUGCUUCACGUUCAUACUGGAACCAAUCGAGAGAAAUUCGGCGAUCGAUAUUUUACGAUUUGGAAGCAAGGAGGACACGCGGAUAGAAUUCGUAUUGUCGCACCUGCAUUUGACAAUCCUCAUUAUGAGCUAAACGCGUACGUCGAUUGCGCUCCUGGAUGGCACACGUUUACCGUUCAACAAUCCAAAUUUGAUGGAAACAAGAUGAACCUUGAGAUCAUUUUCGACGGGGAUGUGGUUGAGUCCCAAGUUGUCGAGAAAAACAAUCUCUACAGCGGUCCUCUCUUUGUAGACGUCUCCAACGAAUUCGCGUGGCCCGCUGCGUACGAUCACCUCGUCCGAAACUUUUUCCAUCAAAACAUCGCCUGUGCUGAUCCAUGCGUUGGCAAAGAAAACUGCCAGACAAUUGUGAACGAGUGCGAAAUCCUUCCGGUAACGAAUACGAAGAUCAUGGAAGUUGAGGCAUCGCUCAAUUUCAAAGCUUCAGUCGAAGUUCUUUGCGACCACUCGUUGCCACUUGACGGUCAAUGGAAGAAUAUUUUCCAUAUGACCGGCGGUGAGAAUUAUGGCUCGCCAGGAGAUCGAACUUUCGCCAUGUUCCGCUCAAGGAAUGAUAAUCAAUUGCUCAUAACAGUUAACGACCCAGCUGGAAGCAAUCACCAAAAAUACGUCUAUGACGAGUGCAGCCAGGGAAGAUGGAACGAAUAUUCCGUUGAAGUCCGUCAAGUUGAAAAUAACCCGUCUCUCGUUCGAUAUGUUCUGAGUGUCAACGAACGAGAAGUUCUCGAAGGUUUCUACUCGCGAGACGGAACUUUGUCCGAAGGUCCUAUCCACGUUUAUGCAGCUGAUGACUAUUAUCAGACUGCAACAGCUCAUGCUAUCCGAAACUUCUAUUAUCAGACGUUCGAUGAGCUUGAUGGUAUAUCUUGUGAUGAUCCAACCGAUCCUUGUGAAGAAGAAGGACUCGAUAACUGCAACACAAUAGUUGAUAGCUGUCCGGUCGCUCCAGAGCCAAAUAAACAAAUUGGAACCGUCGAUGCAUCGCUCAACUACAAACUAUCCGUUGACGUUCUCUGCAGUCACAUGAUGCCUCUUGAUGGUCAGUGGAAAAACAUCUUCCACGUUACUGGAGGAGAGAACUAUGGACAACCAGGAGACCGAACAUUCGCCAUGUUCCGGAAUCGAAACGAAAACAAACUUCUCAUCGUAGCCAACGAUCCCAACGGAAGCAACCAUCAAAGCAUCCGAUACGUAGACUGCAACGAUGGCGAGUGGAACACGUAUUCUCUUGAAGUGAGACAAGAUGAGACCUCAAUUAACAUACUCAAAUACGCCAUUUUCAUCGACGGGGUUGAAAUCGAUGCCGGACUUUACAGCAAAGACGGUGCACUCACCGAGGGCGAUCUCAAAGUAUUCGUUUCUGAUGAUUACUACGAUUCAGCCCUUACCUUCCCUGUUCGAAACUUUUUCUAUCAAACAUUUGACGAAAUCGAAGAAGUGGCUUGCGAGAAUUCUACCGAUCCCUGCGAUGGCCUUGAAAACUGCACAACAGUUGUGGAUAGCUGCCCGAUCAAUCCGAAGAAAAAUGUCGAAGUCGGAACUAUCAGUGCUUCCCUCAACUACAAGUUCUCAGCUGAUGUUCUUUGCAGCCAUACUAUGCCUCUUGAUGGCCAGUGGAAGAACAUUAUUCAUGUAACGGGAGGAGAGAACUACGGAAAUCCCGGUGAUCGAACAUUCGCCAUGUUCCGAAAUCGAAACGAAAACAAGCUUCUUAUCGUUGCUAACGACCCCACUGGAAGCAACCACCAAAGCAUAAGAUACGUUGACUGCAACGAUGGCGAAUGGAACACAUAUUCUGUCGAGCAUUGA